Messenger RNA from Eremomyces bilateralis CBS 781.70, 1331 nucleotides. RefSeq lists its product as uncharacterized. The record is from RefSeq and is a predicted model, not a curated record. The transcript is spliced from 6 exons. Gene Ontology annotation, cellular component: nuclear origin of replication recognition complex; nucleus. Gene Ontology annotation, molecular function: DNA replication origin binding. Gene Ontology annotation, biological process: DNA replication initiation; DNA replication. The coding region runs from base 1 to 1272 and encodes 423 amino acids. Lineage: Eukaryota; Fungi; Ascomycota; Dothideomycetes; Eremomycetales; Eremomycetaceae.
AUGCUCCCAAACGAGAUCAUCGACCUCCUCACCUCCCAAAUCACAUGCCGCGACCAACAAAUCCGUGCCCUAACCACCCUAUAUGCGUCCCCCCUCCCCUCCCCCCGCCUCCUCUGCCUCCACGGCCUCCCCUCGACCGGCAAAUCCCUCGUCCUUACCGCCGUCCUCAAGGAAUCCGAGCGGCCGUAUGCGGGGGUGUUGAGGGAGGUGAUUGGGGGGUUAGAAGGGGGGAAGAGGGGUUUGAACGAAGGGGAGGAAGGGGUGGAAGAAGGGAAGGGGAAGAGGCUGGUGUUGGUGUUUGAGGGGAUCGAUCGACUGCGCGAGGCGUCGACGAUGUUGAUUCCGGCAUUGGCUCGAAUCGGAGAACGAAUCCCAAAUCUCUCACUCAUCUUCACCCUCCGCAUCCCCAACCCCUCCCUCUUCCACACCCAUAUCCCCCACCUCCCUUUCCCCGCCUACACCCGCCCCCAAUCCCUCCACCUCCUCUCCCUCUCCCCCCUCCCCAUCUUCCCUCCCGCAUCUCUCCCCUCCAUCACCGACACCACCGGCUACACCGCCCAGCAAGCCGCCGACGACAGCGCCUGGCUGUGGGGCCGGUUCACCGCGCUGAUGUGGGACACGCUUGGGAAGGGGGCGGCGAGGGAUGUGGUGAGUUUGAGGAAGGUGUGUGGGCGGUUGUGGGGGAGGUUUACGGAGGGGGUGAGGGAGGGGGAGUUUGGGACGAGGGAUUUUGCGAGGUUAGUGGUGGGGGGGAGGGGUUUGGUGCAGGGAGAGGAGGGAUUGGGUGUAGGUGUUGGGAGGGUGUUAGGGAGGAAUUUGGGGGAGGAGAAGAAGGAGGGCUCGGAAAACCUACCGUAUUACUCCAAGUAUAUCCUCUGCGCGGCAUAUCUGGCGUCGUAUAAUCCGCCGCGAACCGACCUCAUGUUCUUCGCCAAGUCGACGGAUAAGAAACGAAGACGAAAAUCUUAUACGGGAAAGGUCCAGAAGCAUCGAAAGAUCCCCCGCACUCUCCUCGGCCCGUCCCCCUUCCCCGUCGACCGCAUGCUCGCCAUCCUGCACGCCAUCGUCCCCGACCCGCUGCCGCCGACGGCGGAUCUCCUGACGCAGGUAGCGACGUUGACGACGUUGCGGCUGCUGUUGCGGUCGGGGUCGGCGGGGGCGGACGUGCUGGACUCGGGGUGUAAAUGGCGGACGAACUAUAGCUGGGAUUACGUGUCGGCGUUGGGGCGGACUGUUGGGUUUGAGUUGCGGGAUUUCCUGGCGGAGGGGUAGGGAUUGUGUCUGGUACGGUUCCAUGGGGGAAUUGGCACUUAGCGACUGUUUACAUUCGA